CGACGCUGACUAAAAUCACCUUUCACAAACUGUAGCAACAGAAACUCAUUUAUUUUUUACAGAAGCACUUUUUAUUAUUUUGGCUGCAUUCAGUGUGACGUCGCUCCUUUUUUAUUCCCUAAUAAGGGCAGCUACUAAUCAGCAUCUGGCGCUUUAAUUAAAUCUAACAAACAUAUGAUAUAAAUCAGCUGUAGCUAUUAGCUCACUGCUUCUGACGUCGCUUUGAGUUUCAUAGCUUGUGUUUUUUUUUUAAUUUAGGUGACAACUUUUUAUUUUUUUAGUGACUCUAAAACAACAACAGCAACAACAACAUCAUGUCGGAUGAUUAUGAAUUCAGUGAAGACCCGACCCCGACUAGGAUGGAGGAGGACGGAGAGGCCAACAGCGACGACCCGAUGUCUGCAGCCGGGGACUGCGGCCCAACGGGGGGCGAGGCCGAGGGCUCGAGGAUAGACGCCAGUAAGAAUGAAGAAGAUGAAGGGAAAAUGUUUGUUGGAGGUCUCAGUUGGGACACGACUAAGAAGGACCUGAAAGAUUACUUCUCUAAGUUUGGGGAGGUUGUAGACUGCACUUUAAAACUGGACCCGAUGACCGGCCGCUCCAGGGGCUUCGGCUUCGUGCUCUUCAAAGACGCCGAAAGUGUUGACAAGGUUGCCACACAGAAGGAGCACAAACUCAACGGGAAGGUCAUUGACCCCAAAAAAGCCAAGGCCAUGAAGAGCAAGGAGCCUGUAAAGAAGAUCUUUGUCGGCGGUCUCUCUCCAGACACUCCUGAAGAGAAAGUCAGAGAGUACUUUGGUGCCUUCGGAGAGGUGGAGUCUAUUGAGCUUCCCAUGGAGAACAAAACAAACAAAAGAAGAGGUUUCUGCUUCAUCACAUUCAAAGAGGAAGACCCAGUCAAGACGAUCAUGGAGAAGAAGUACCACAACAUCGGACUAAGCAAAUGUGAAAUAAAGGUGGCGAUGUCUAAGGAGCAGUACCAGCAGCAGCAGUACUGGGGAGGCCGAGGCGGAUACUCGUCCAGGUCUCGAGGUCGAGGCGGCGGUCCCAAUCAGAAUUGGAACCAGGGUUACGGCAACUACUGGAAUCAAGGCUAUGGAAAUUAUGGCUACGGUAAUCAAGGCUACGGAGGAUAUGGUGGCUAUGAUUACUCUGGGUACAACAACUAUUACGGCUAUGGUGACGACAGCAUUGUAGAUCAAUCUGCUGGAUACGGCAAGUCGCCACGACGUGGUGGUCACACCAACAGUUACAAGCCGUAUUAAAUGGGGAAACCCUCAUAUUCAAGUAGCGGAGCUUCCUUGCAGGCCAUGAGCUGACUCCCAGAUACUCUCAGGGCCCGCUCAAUGCGGACCGGGUACGAGAAGCAUACGCUCUCGAAUGCUGCCAUUUGGUAUGGUCUUACAACAUCCUGUAUCAGCAUUUCUAAACUAAACAAUAUGGGACACGUCCAGCUUUGUCAUCUUUCUUUCCAUUUUAAUUUGUUUGCAACUGUAUGUAAUGUAAAACUUAAAUUAUACACAUGUAAUUGUCAUUUUUUACAGGCCCUUACUCCCCCACAAGUAAUGAUUAUAAAUAUGAAAGUAAUAAUAACUUAUUUGCUUUUCAAAGGAUACGUACAGCAUUCUCUGGACUUUCCAGUUCCUUAUUGUUAAUAUAUGCAUUCCUAAUCUUAUCUAAAAUGCUUGUUUCUUUAUUUAGCUCUUGUAGCCAGUAGUCCAUGAGCUAAAACCUGGUUCGUAUUUGGACGCUACUGUGUUGGGGGAUAAAGUGCUUUACUUUUGUGUACAUGUAUUGUUCUGUUUUGUGUUACUGACAGCGAUGGAAAAGACUCCUCUUUUGUUAAUUUUCCUGUAACAAAUUUUCCUCUUAACCUUUUUCGUAAAACAAGAAGAAUCAAAGUGUCACCACACUGCCACAGAAAUUUGCAUGUAAUGCUUUCUUUAAUGUGUACUUUUCAAAUCAAUUGAAGGUUUCUUCUAUUUAAUAUUUUUUUGGCUUUUGACAUUUCACUUCAGGAUUUCUAGCUUUAAUGGACUUUUUAAAACUGUAAAAAUGUUAAAAUAAUUUUGUUUUUUCUUAUCAUUUUUUACAUUGGACAUUAUAAACACGGGGGAUUCCUAUUUUGUUUGUGUUUUUUUUUUCUUUUUUUAACAGAUUUGUGUUCAUCUAUAGCUGAUUUGUGUCUGUUUGUUUUUCGUAGGUGUCAGAGCGAUGAAAGGCUGCUGUCAGCUGGUGGAGCAUUGGCCACAGUGAUGAUGGUAUCCAGCAAAGAUCACUAGCUGAUUGUAAGAACAUAACUGAAGAGCACUACAUUUCCUCUAUACUUAACCGGAGUAUUUGUUGGAUCUUAAAAUUUUGUUGGAUUUUGACGUUUUUUGCAUUCAUUUUAGAUCACAGCAAAGUUUUAGCUUUUUUUUGUUUGUUUGUUUGUUCGUUUGUUUUUUGCGUUUCUCAUCCCUUCCUUGUUUUUUGUAUUUAAUGUUCUCAAAUUGCUGUUUUUGUGAAUUUGCUUCAUUUAUUACAUAACUUGAAAUGUUAGAUUGUUUGGAACAGAGCACAAAUAUAUAUAUGUGUG
This is a messenger RNA of Scomber japonicus (chub mackerel), 2578 nucleotides long. Its product is annotated as heterogeneous nuclear ribonucleoprotein D0-like. NCBI's taxonomy places the organism in Eukaryota, Metazoa, Chordata, Actinopteri, Scombriformes, Scombridae. Gene Ontology annotation, cellular component: nucleoplasm. Gene Ontology annotation, biological process: regulation of gene expression. The record is from RefSeq and is a predicted model, not a curated record. The transcript is spliced from 8 exons. Bases 315 to 1265 code for a protein of 316 amino acids. Gene Ontology annotation, molecular function: RNA binding.